Molecule: messenger RNA, 1596 nt
Organism: Dioscorea cayenensis subsp. rotundata (Guinea yam)
Lineage: Eukaryota; Viridiplantae; Streptophyta; Magnoliopsida; Dioscoreales; Dioscoreaceae
Product: protein TRIGALACTOSYLDIACYLGLYCEROL 4, chloroplastic
Biological process (GO): acylglycerol transport; ER to chloroplast lipid transport
Cellular component (GO): chloroplast envelope
Molecular function (GO): phosphatidic acid binding
Source: RefSeq, a predicted model, not a curated record
UAGCUUGGUUUCAGCCUUCAGGACGGGGAGAUAAACCCCAGCGCGGCGCUGCAGCGAAGAAGAAGAAGAAGAAGAAGAAGAAGAGCAAUGGCUAAUCUUGGGACUAUCAUGGACUCCGAGUUCUCGGACUUCCACCUUUCCUCUCCACAGGCCCUCGACGGCGUCGUCCGGUGCGUUCCCGGCGACCCAGCUCCUCCCGCCCUCGCCCGCGCCCCACGCACUAUUCGCCCGCAGCAGCUCUCUUUCCUCUCCCAGGCCUUGCCCUCGGGCUUAUCCCCUCCUUGUCUCCCUUCCUCUCAGAAGGACCUUGGCUCCUUCUCCAUCCAAUCCUUCAUCCAUGGCCCCUCCUCCGACAACUGGUGCCGUCCUUCCUUCUCUUUAAUUCUGUUUUUUAGUUUGCCUGCAUUCAAAGAUAUAGCCAAGCACAUUUUGGAUAAAUCUCUGUAUGCGUUGGGAUUCUUCUCACAAAUUUCUCCGACUCCUGAUUCAUCCUUGCUGUUUAAUUUUGAAAAGCAUGGCGACCGGAAGGCGCACCGUUCUAAAGCUGUGUUCAUCCACAAACUUCCCAAUCAUGAUAUUACACUGGAAGCUGCUAGUCCUGAUUUGUUUCUGGGCAGCAAUGGCAUAUAUUGGGAUGUUCCUAAUUCAAUAUCACUAGAUGUAGCAUCUCUAGUAUCUAAUUCUGGAUUUAAGUACCGUUUUGGUUUGCAUAGAAAUGGUGGCUCGGCUGAAGCUCGUGAUAGUUCCUUGUCGAUUGACACACCCUUAGCUCUUAUGCCGGGAAUGUGCGCAAAAGCUGCCUUUUCUUUUGAGAAGAGCAAAGACCUUUGGAGAGAAAGGGAGAAAAAGUCUUCCAAAUCAAGAAGGGAGAAUGUGCCUAUCCCGCUGCCGUCGUAUGAUAUCCGCCUCAAAGAACCCCAUGCUGCAGUUUCUGGAAUAAUCGGUGCUGCAUGUGCGACUUGGUUUGGAGGAAACAAGAGCUUGAAUGGCACUUCAAAAGUUCAGUCAUUAUCUGCAGACUUAUUUAGCUCAAUAUCUUAUACACUUCAGCAUGGAAAGUUUAAAGAUGAUUUUAAUGAUCUUACAAGAAUAGAUGCUCGCCUAGAUAUUCGUUCUGCUAAAGCAUUUAUUAGCGAAGUUGGUCAUCUGGCGUAUGGCAUCUUCAAAGGCCCAGCUGAUAGGGAAGUGAACCCUCUUGCUGCCCCACAGCUUAAUUUGAUCUUUCAGCAGCAGGUGGCUGGCCCUAUAGUCUUCCGUGUUGAUUCCAGGGUUUCACUCACGCAUGGUAAGCAGAAACCUCAAGUAGAGGAUAUUAUGUACGGGCUUAGUUACUCUUUCAGGCUGCUGCAAUCUGGAAAAGUCUUGGCCUGGUAUUCUCCCAAAAGGAAAGAGGCAAUGGUUGAGUUGCGCUUUUUUGAGUUUUAGGCUCACAAAAGCAUGAAAUCCACCAGCAACAUCUACCUUUUUUUUUUGCUCACUUGGUAUUCUGUUUUUUCAGUAUGCUCAUUUGUAAAAUCUGUUGGACAGCUAAUGAACUGUUCUUAACCUGAGAAGCUGAUUCGUGAAAAUCUAAAUUGAAUCUCUGCUUUUGAUAAA